Molecule: messenger RNA, 816 nt
Organism: Prunus mume (Japanese apricot)
Lineage: Eukaryota; Viridiplantae; Streptophyta; Magnoliopsida; Rosales; Rosaceae
Source: RefSeq, a predicted model, not a curated record
AUGGAAGUUUGGAACCCAGCCAUUAAAAAGUCAGUGACCCUUCCCAAGCCUGGUAUUACCUAUCAGACACAUGGUCGGUACGAUGCUUCUAUUGGGUUCGGUUUUGAUGCUACAACCAAUGACUAUAAGGUUGUGCGAGUUGUGACUUUAUUGGAUGAAGAUGAGAAGCCAACUCUAGCUGAGGUUUAUUCCCUAGCCACCGACACAUGGAGCACCCUUGGUUGUGUUUUUCCUGCAUGUCUAAUAGAUAAAGCUGCAUCCAAUGCUUUUGUUAAUGGGGUUCUUCAUUGGCCUGUAGUCUGUCAGACAGAUGUUGAUUCUUACUAUAUUAUAUUGACAUUUGACCUGGGCAAGGAGGUGUUCAGUAAGAUACCUAUGCCGAAGAUUAUUCAAUGGAAUUUCAAGUUGGGAUUGCAAUUGUCUGUUUCAGAUAACAGAAAAUCUAUUGCUUUGUGCAUGACGCUCAACAAUCGUGAAGAUUUCAUAACGGAUUAUAGGCCUGAAGAUUUUGUUAUUGAUAUAUGGGUGAUGAAAGAGUAUAUCAGAGAGGAAUCAUGGACCAAAUUGAAUGCUCUCUGUCCACAAGGUCCAGAAACAAUUUUCCUUGGCACCUUAUGUUUUAGGAAGAGUGGGGAAGUACCAUUACUGCUCAAAGAAGAAGAGAGACAGGAACUAGUAUCAAUAGACCUUGUCAGCAAACAGUAUAAAAUUCUUGGGAUUUCUGGAUAUAAAUAUUGUACUGGUCAUUUUUAUAGAGAGCCUCCUCUUACUCGACAAGAGCGAUGCAAAGUCUUACUAAAGAGAAAGAACAGGUAA